CCGGUUAUCCGUUUCGUUGCUUGUUUUGGCCCGAGCGCUGCUGGUUCCAGGUAAUGAGAGGUCGGUGUGUUCAAGGCUGCCUGCUAGCUGCAUGUUACGCCUGCCUUGGGAGUUUACGCCCUGACUGGAGCAGGUGUUCAACGUCAAAAAUAAGAUGGUAACUUACAAGAUGUUUGUUACUUACACGAAACACUUCUGCAGCCUUGUGACGUUCCACGCCUUUGCGUUCACUUACCUUGUGCCAGUGGAAGCAGAUAUUCAGGCAUAUUCCUCAGACAAUGUAACCAGAACCUUUGAGGACCUACCAGCGAGGUUUGGCUAUAGACUUCCUAGUGAUGGACUGAAGGGAUUGUUGGUGACUUCUAAGCCGGAAAAUGCAUGUGAACCCAUAUCUCCUCCUCCUCCGCUGCUCAGAGACAACUCAUCAAGCAUUUACAUCGUUCUAAUCCGGAGACUGGAUUGUAACUUUGAUUUAAAGGUGUUGAAUGCACAGAAGGCUGGGUACAAGGCCGCAAUCGUAUACAAUGUGGAGUCUGAUGACCUUAUCAGUAUGGGAUCCAAUGAUGUGGACAUUUUGAAGAAGAUUGAUAUUCCGUCCGUGUUUAUCGGGGAGUCUUCGGCUCGUGCUCUUAAGGAAGAGUUCACCUGGGAUAAAGGUGCCCAUAUUAUUCUAAUACCUGAAAUCACACUGCCACUGGAGUACUACUUAAUACCAUUCCUUAUUAUAGUGGGGAUCUGUUUAGUUCUUAUUGUCAUUUUUAUGAUCACUAAAUUUGUGCAAGACCGACACAGAGCAAGGAGGAACAGACUGCGUAAAGAUCAACUCAAAAAGCUUCCCAUACAUAAGUUUAAGAAAGGAGAUGAAUAUGACGUGUGUGCCGUGUGUUUGGAUGAGUAUGAAGAAGGAGAUAAGCUCAGGGUCCUACCCUGCUCACACGCCUAUCACUGCAAAUGUGUUGAUCCAUGGCUGACCAAGACAAAGAAGACUUGUCCUGUUUGCAAGCAGAAGGUGGUCCCUUCACAAGGAGAUUCAGAGUCUGAUUCAGAUGGGAGCCAAGAAGACAAUGAUGUCUCUGAAAAUACACCGUUGCUGAGACCCAUGGCAUCUGCAAGUACUCAGUCAUUUGGGGCCAUUUCAGAGUCGCAUUCACAGCAAAAUGUAGUAGAGUCUUCUGACGAGGAUGAUGACGACGAUGGUGAAGAUGAUGCAGAUGACAGUGACAGCAGUGACGAGGAUCCAAACACAGAAAGUGUAGUCGUUCAGCUGCAACAUAACAUGGAAAGGGAGUUGCGAGAACCGAACACUGUUUAAACAUGCCUCCCUUGAAUGUGUCAGGAAAAAACCCCAGACAUGGCUGUUUGCUUAUUAUAGUAGUGGCCACGUGACAAUAGACAAGUUAUUUAGGUCUACAUAUUUCCCUUCCCCCUCUAGAAAGCUACAGAUUAGCAUUGGACUUCUGGCUCCACACAAUAAACUGCUAUUAAGCCAAGUGUAUUGAAUAUGUAAGUCUGUGAACUACACGGUAACAGCUGGAUGAGUACUUGGCCACUUUCUUUAGACACUUCGCAAAGCAUGGGCAAAUGACGUGCAGUACUCGCAUGGGGCGUCCUGUCACACCCUGAUAUCUCAUGGGCUUCGUAAGCACCACUCAGACACCUGACUUUCUAUACAUCGCUAUGCACACAGGGCUUAUGUUACUAUGGCUUUAAAUAAUAUAUAUAUAUUCAGAAAGUAUAAUAAGCUUUAUCGAUCAUCCUUGUUUCGUAGUAGGCUACAGAUAACACUGAAAUUGUCUUACUGAAAUUGCAGCCCAGAGAAGCCAUACCUGUGCAUGUAAUGCAAACUGAAGGGUGCAAUAUAGGUAACUAACACGCAAACUAGUUAAAAAAACAAAAACAAAUCCAAGAAUAGCAUUUAAUGGUCAUUUUUAUGUAUUUGUUGAAGCAGUCUAAUGAUGUAUAUAGUACAAGGGAAAUAGAUUGAAUUACUUCCAGGAGUGGCGGAGCGGGGGAUGAAUUGUUUCUCUCUCUAGCGCUCCAGGAGGUAAGUGAAAUUAAACAAAGUAUUUUCUUCAGAUUCUUAACGUACCUCUCUGGUAGAGAGUAUAAUACUUUUUUUUUCAACUUUGUACAGAUUCUCUGGAUAUAUGCAAUAUGGAGGGUAGUAAACAUGUACUUAUCAACUGUAUUACGAAAAGAUGCACUUAUGCUACCAAUGUAGGAAUUCGUGAUACUUAUGUAAAGUUCAUAUACUUUUUAUAUCACAUUAAGAGUGAGUACUAGAAUAAAAUGUGGUUUUUCACAUGAAUCAAGGUUUCUUUUUCCUCAA
Spea bombifrons (plains spadefoot toad) is the source of this 2329-nucleotide messenger RNA. RefSeq names its product ring finger protein 13 (gene RNF13). The transcript is spliced from 10 exons. NCBI's taxonomy places the organism in Eukaryota, Metazoa, Chordata, Amphibia, Anura, Pelobatidae. Gene Ontology annotation, biological process: positive regulation of DNA-templated transcription; ubiquitin-dependent protein catabolic process; protein ubiquitination. The record is from RefSeq and is a predicted model, not a curated record. Bases 155 to 1312 code for a protein of 385 amino acids. Gene Ontology annotation, cellular component: nucleoplasm; cytoplasm. Gene Ontology annotation, molecular function: ubiquitin protein ligase activity.